AAAAACAAGAUGGACGCCUCCUGGUAGGCAUUUGUUGUGGUUGCUCUCUCCGAGUAAAACCUCCUCAAAAUAAACACGAUGGCCAGCGCAAAAACAAUUUUGAAAAGGAACAACUACAUUCAAGGUUGUUCUGCCAUCUUGAGGGGGGCAUUCACCAAAAUGCCUAGCCAGCGUGUGCCGCUAGUCUUGUUAGCCUGUGGCUCCUUCAAUCCCAUCACCAACCAGCACAUGAGGCUGUUUGAGCUGGCCAGAGACCACCUGCACAGCACAGGCCAGUACCAGGUGGUGGGUGGCAUCGUGUCUCCUGUCAGUGACAGCUAUGGAAAGCAAGGCCUGGUGCUGGCAAAGCACAGGAUUGCUAUGGCAAAGCUUGCGCUGCAGAGCUCAAACUGGGUCACAGUCGAUGAAUGGGAGAGCCAGCAGCCUGACUGGACUGAAACGGUGGUCACCAUGAGGUAUCAUUACAGUCGUAUUCUAAAGGAUUAUGAAGAGAGGACACAUGAAGACUCCAAUGGAAGCAGCAGCCCUUCUCAAAGCGCUCCUCCUCAGCUGAAGCUGCUGUGUGGAGCUGAUUUCCUAGACACCUUCAAGAUCCCAGGCCUGUGGCGGGACGACCACAUGAAGGAAGUGGUCGGGCACUUCGGUCUGGUGUGCGUCAGUCGAGGGGGACUGCAGCCAGAGCAGGUGGUGCACGAAUCGGACACACUUUGGCGCCACAGACAAAACAUCUUCCAGGUGAAAGAAUGGGUGAGGAAUGAGACCAGUGCCACAGAGGUCCGGCGGGCUCUCAGACGGGGAACAAGCGUCAAAUACCUUAUCCCAGACUCUGUGAUAGAAUACAUUCAGCAGCACCACCUCUACACUGAGGACAGCGAGAGGAGGAAUGAGGGCACGGCUCUGAGGCCACUCGCCAAGCAGGCACAUCAACCAGUGGAGAGUCUGGACGACUCGACCUCCUCGCCCACUCAGAGUAAGGGAACCCCCGGAGAAGACGCCAAAAUGCCUGUGGAUCUGAACGGAUACUGGAAAAUGAUCUCCAACGACAACUUUGAGGAGUACCUCAAGGCUCUAGAUGUUAAUGUUGCCAUUAGGAAAAUCGCCACUUUGCUGAAGCCUGACAAGGACAUCGCCCACGAAGGGGAUCACAUAAUCAUCAAAACCCUCAGUACCUUCAAAAACUACAACAUGGAUUUCUAUGUUGGCAAAGAGUUUGAGGAGGAUUUGUCUGGCGUGGAUGAUAGGAAAUGCAUGACCACCAUCACCUGGGAGGGAGACAAGCUGGUGUGUGUGCAGAAAGGAGAGAUUGAAGGAAGAGGCUGGACCCACUGGGUGGAAGGAGAUGAGCUUCAUCUGCACCCUGCACCUUCCACCUCCUCCUCUCAUUACCUCAAGUCGAGUACUGUACACGCCACAGAGUCACCAUCUGCCGCCAUGCCUGUGGACUUCAGUGGGAAAUGGAUACUGGAGAGCAAUGACAAAUUUGACGAUUACAUGAAAGCACUCGAUAUUGACUUUGCAACGAGGAAAAUAGCCGCGUAUCUGUCACAGACCAAAGUGGUGGUCCAAGAGGGAGACAUAUUCGACUUCAAAACACUGAGCACCUUCAGGAACUAUGAGCUGGCCUUCACCGUGGGGGUGGAGUUUGAUGAGUACACCAAGGGACUAGACAACAGAACUGUCAAGAGUCUGGUGUCCUGGGAGGGGGACAAGCUUGUUUGCACCCAGAAAGGAGAGAAAGCUAAUCGAGGCUGGAAGCAUUGGAUCCAAGGGGACAAAAUGUACCUGGAGUUGACAUGUGAAGAUGCAGUUUGCCUCCAAGUGUUCAAGAGAAAAGAAUAAAAGACGUGUGGUUUAUUUGGCUAUCUUUUCAUCCCCCAACAAGUUAUAUAUUUGGCUCUCAAUAAACUUGACAUACAGUUCUUAACCCCAGUGGGUACAUUUGCUUUUUAAGGAGUAGAAUUUGUAUUUUGCAUUAAAGACACAAUGUAAAAAAAAAUGUUGCAAUGGUAUUAUUAUUAUUACUCGUCGGUAAUUCCCUUUUAGGAUGAUAAUUUGCAUAAAUGUCCAUUGAUGACAGGUUCCAGCUCACCUGUGACUUGAAUACUGUACAAUACAAUUAUGGAUUGGAUGCUAAAUAACUUAACCGGUUAACCUGUACUUGUGCAUUUGGAAUGACAAUAAAAUUUAAUCCUAAUCCUAAUCCUAAAGAGGACAAGCGGUAUAGAAAAUGGAUGGAUGGAAGGGAGUCCAUGCAUUACGCUACUGCAGGGGUCACCAACGUUUUUCCUUGUGAGAGCUACUUUUACAAAAUGAAAAUGGCCAAGAGCUACUCAUUUUUGUAACAUUUAUUUUCAGAGUUUAUUUUAAACCCAAACAAAGCAAAUAUGCUUGUUUUACCAGAACAUUAACAAAAUACUGGUGUCCACAACUCACAUUUUGUAUUUCAGAAUGCAUUUCUUUCUACUGUUCUUUCAUUAUUAACUGAAAACCUGAAUGAAAAGCAGGCUUGCGGGCACCUCAUGUUGUCGUGGGGGCUACCUGGUGCCCGCGGUCACCACGUUGGUGACCCCUGCGC
Molecule: messenger RNA, 2575 nt
Organism: Dunckerocampus dactyliophorus (ringed pipefish)
Lineage: Eukaryota; Metazoa; Chordata; Actinopteri; Syngnathiformes; Syngnathidae
Exons: 12
Coding region: 79-1839 (586 amino acids)
Biological process (GO): NAD+ biosynthetic process
Cellular component (GO): mitochondrion
Molecular function (GO): nicotinamide-nucleotide adenylyltransferase activity; lipid binding; nicotinate-nucleotide adenylyltransferase activity
Source: RefSeq, a predicted model, not a curated record